ACUCUGUGGUAUUAUGCAAAGACUACAGUGUGUAUAAGUCAUAGGUAUAAGUAUUAUGCGUAUUGUGUUGUGUAGUGUGGUAUGUUUAACAUUUAAUAAGUUUAAUUUAUUCACAGGCUCAUUCGGAUAAUUUUAAAAUGUCUAAUAAAAAGAAACUGUUUGAUGAUGAGUCAGAUGAAGAGGUAACAAUAAAAACUGAAAAUGAAUAUGCGAAAAAAUACGACACAUGGCGUGAAAAAGAAGAAAUACACAAACUGGAACAGAAGUAUGGUACUGAUGCACUGAACUCCGACGGUUCUUCUGACAGUGAAGAUGAGAGCGACGAUUCACUGGAAGUCAACGAGGAAACUGAAACGCAAUUUUUAAAAACUCUUGCGUUACUGAAAACUAAGGACCCUAGGAUCUAUGACCCUAAUUUCAAGUGUUUUGAAGAAGACAAGGACACGAAAUCUGUAGCAGAAAAAGAAUCCAAACCUCAAACAUUGACUUUUGAGGACAGUGAUGAAGAUGAUGAGCAAGAUGGUGACAUCUUCAAAAUAGAAAAGAAAGCUGAAAUAGGUGAUGAUACAGAAGAAAAAGAUGGAAUAGAGAGGAGCGAGAAAAAUAAAAAGGAGGGAAAGAUAAAGGAAUAUUUGACAGGGCAAGUGGAACACAUAGAGCAUGAGGUAGAGAGAGACCUGGCACCACUGAAAGCUCUCUGGUCUGAUCCCAAGCUUAAUGAUGGGGAGGCCUUUCUAAGAGAUUACAUAUUAAACAAAAGAUACUUAGAUGAAGGUGACAUAGGAGAGGCAGCUGAGAAAGUGCGGGAUGACUUGGAACUUGAAGCGGAUGAACAAACUGUAGAGGAACAGGCUAAGUUUGAGCGUGCCUACAACUUCCGCUUCGAGGAGCCUGACGAUCAAUAUUUGAAACGUUUCCCGCGCACCAUGAACUAUAUCCGUCCAAAAGACGACCGUCGGUCUCGCAAGCGCGCCGAGGUGCGCGCGCGGAAGGAAGAAGAGAAGAAGAGGAAGAUGGAAGAAAUCGCGCGGCUCAAGGCGCUCAAGCUGAAAGAAAUACAGGACAAGAUCAGCAAGAUUAAGGAGGUCACCGGCAACCAGGACCUCGCCUUCCGCGAGGAGGACAUAGAGGGAGAGUUCGACCCCAUGGAGCACGAUCGUCGCAUGCAGGCAUUGUUCGACGAACAAUUUUAUGGGGAAGUUGACCUCAUUAAGCCCACCUUCCCUGACCUCGAUGACGAUCUGGAGAUAGAAAAUUGGGAUAAUUAUGAUCCAAAUAAUGAAAAUAAUAAAUAUGAAGAUGGACCGCAUUGCGAAGACGACGAUUUUAACAUGGAUGCAGACUAUGACUCGAACAAGUCCAAAAAUAAUCUACAGGAAGCAAUCGAAAAGACUUUAGGAAAGAAACGAAGAAAUAGGAAACGUCAAUCAAAACUGUCCCAGCUUUUGGCGACAGAGAAACCAAAGUAUUUACCGUUAGCUGCAGACCGCUCUUACGCUCAACACAUGGAGGAAUAUUACAAGAUGGAUUGUGAAGACAUCGUGGCCGGAAUGCCCACCAGGUUUAAAUAUAGGGAGGUGGUGCCUAAUGAUUAUGGACUCACCAUUGAGGAGAUUCUUUUAGCGGACGACAACGAGUUAACUCAGUGGGUGCCUCUCAAGAAGAUAGUCAAGUACAGACCUGAGGCUGCCGAGAAAGGAGAUGUUAAAGUAUACAAACAACGAGCCAAUGAUAUACGACUCAAAAGAAACCUACUACCCUCCCUCUACAGGGAUCUGCCCAGUGAGCCUGAAACAGCGGUGGAAGGGACAAAGAAAAAGAAGAAAAAACAAAAACUUGUAAAUGAUAGAAAUGAAAAUAUAGAUUCUGAAUGUGAACACAUAUCUGAAAAUAAUGUAAAUAACAAUGAAGUAAGUAAUAAUGCAACAAAUGAGCAAAAUAUAGAGAAAGCAAAUGGUAAGAAAUCUAAAAAGAAACGUAAGCAAUUAGAACAUCAGGAAAAUAAUGAUGUGUCUAUUGAUGAUUCAAAAAAUGAAGAAGAUGAACAUUUAAUUAACAAAACGAAAAAGAAACGAAAUAUUAAAAAAGAAGACAGCAUAGAUGUACCCAAAUAUUUAAUAACAAAUGAGGUUCAUUUAGAUGAGACAUGUAAUAAAAAUAAGAAAUCUGAGCUUAAAAACAAAGCAAAUUAUUGUUCAUCAUAUGAAAAUUUGUCUAGUGAAGGAAAUGUUCAUGAAGAAAUAAUAACAAAUAAGAAAAAGAUACGUAAAAAUAAAUUGGAAGAGACCAAUGAUUUAAUUAAUAACAAUAAGAGUAACAAGAAGAAUGAAAUAGAGUUAACACAGAAGAAUAAGGCAAAUCAAAAUGGAAAUGUGAAUUUUGAAAAUCAUACAAAUGAAGAGAAGCUAAAAGAUAAACUUAAAAUUAAGAACAGGAAAAAAAUUAAUAAAAUUGAUAAGAAAAACAUAUUGAAAAACAAAAAUAAAUUUAAUAAAAAGAAUAAAUAUAAAGAAAGCAUGUCUACUGAUAAUCCACUCGGCAAACUUUCUGAUGAAAGGCUUAAAGCUUAUGGGUUAAAUCCUAAGAAAUAUAGAGGAUUUUUAAAAUAUAAGAAAUUUUAA
Diatraea saccharalis (sugarcane borer) is the source of this 2621-nucleotide messenger RNA. NCBI's taxonomy places the organism in Eukaryota, Metazoa, Arthropoda, Insecta, Lepidoptera, Crambidae. The record is from the annotation of a GenBank genome assembly.